Talaromyces stipitatus ATCC 10500 is the source of this 1674-nucleotide messenger RNA. RefSeq lists its product as uncharacterized. Bases 177 to 1364 code for a protein of 395 amino acids. The record is from RefSeq and is a predicted model, not a curated record. Lineage: Eukaryota; Fungi; Ascomycota; Eurotiomycetes; Eurotiales; Trichocomaceae. Gene Ontology annotation, molecular function: protein binding. The transcript is spliced from 2 exons.
UGACUUACUCAAUUUUCAGGUAUAAAUACACCUUCCUACCUUCUAUUCUAACUCCAUCAAAAGUAUUUCAUAUCCAAAAUAUUCAUUGAUCACGAAAUCUUCGAAGCGGCUGCUAUUUUUCUAUUCUUCCAACGUUUUCAAUUUGCACAUUUCUCUGUUUCCGGACAUUCUUCGAUAUGCUCGUCUCUUUUAAGUCAUGCAUAACAAAUGCAUUACUGGUGCUAUUAGCUACAGCUCAUCCCCUAGAUGCUGGACAUCGAUCAUGUGAAGCGCCUUCUGGAGCUAAGGCAAUCUAUUUUCUCACAAAUGAGCAUUCAAACUCGGUAGUUGCGAUUGCGGUGGGCGCCAAUGGUACUCUGUCAGGUGGCGUGAAAGUAGCCACCGGAGGAAAUGGUGGUAGUACUGUUAAUUCCACAGGUGGCUCUAACGGUCCGGACGCUCUGGGAUCACAGUCUGCGUUGACAGUUGUGGAUAAUUAUUUAUUUGCUGUCAAUCCUGGGUCGAAUACUCUGAGCAUGAUGAAGAUUGCAAGCACAGAUGCAACAGACUUGAAGCUUAUUGGCAAGCCAGUCGCUGUAUCGGGUCAGUUUCCUGUGACUGUUGCUGCUUCAAGCAAGAAUCGUCUAGUGUGUGUAGGCACAACUGGUGCCCAGGCCGCUAUUUCUUGCGCUUCCUAUACAUCAAAAGGUUUAGGUAGCAUGAGCACCAGGGCAGUAUUUGACCUGAAUCAGACAACGCCCCCAUCUGGACCCUUAAAUGGUGUUGCACACACUUUCUUCUCUGCAGACGAGACCCGCCUAUUCACAACGGUGAAAGGUGACCCUACCUCUAACAAAACUGGCUUUGUGUCUGUGCUACCGAUCGAGAACCCGAGUGCUAAGGAUACACGGAGUUCUCCUAACGGUACGGCUGUACUUUUCGGCGCAAGUGUCUUACCCGGAACCUCCAAUAUUUUUGUGACAGAUGCUUCCUUCGGGGCUGGAAUUUUCCACGUCAAUCCAUCCACAAACGACGUUUCGUUAGUGUCCAAAGCAGCCAUCCAAGAUCAGAAAGCAACCUGCUGGGCUGCGUUUUCUAAGCAAAGAGGAAGCGUUUUCGUGUCCGAUGUCGCAAAUAAUCAUCUUGUUGAAAUGAGUGCAGUGGAUUCUCAUAUCAUAUCAACCGUCAAUCUCGACAAUGGCGACCCUGGACUAAUUGAUCUUAAAGUCUCCGGUCGCUUCGUUUACGCGCUCUCUCCGGGAAAUGGUACCACCCCUGCAGCUGUGACUGUUGUGGACUCUUCAGUGGGAAAGCAGAUUCAACAUUUCCAUGUCAGUCAGUUGGGCGCUGGUAAAAGCUCACAGGGCAUGGCCGUCUUAGAAUAGGCCAACAUGAGCCGCAAGGAGAUCACUUAUAGUCAUGAAAUCCCCAAUCAUCCCUUCAGAGAUGCCGUUCAGAGAUAAGCAUGGGGUGGAAAUCUGAUUGCACAGGACAACGAGAUUCCAAUUGAUAUGAAUAUGUAAGAGAACUUGUUUGGCGACCUCAGGAGCAGUAUGAGGUCUCGGUAGUACUCAGCAGGUUUGAGUUUCAUGUCUUUGUUAUUCUCAUAGUCAAUACACUCUCAUUAAAUAACCCGUAUUUGCCUACCCUUUAGGCAGGCAUAGUCUGGUAGCGUUGGUUUGAACAUUAUCUCCC